Eptesicus fuscus (big brown bat) is the source of this 2775-nucleotide messenger RNA. RefSeq names its product epithelial membrane protein 1 (gene EMP1). The record is from RefSeq and is a predicted model, not a curated record. The transcript has 5 exons. The coding region runs from base 193 to 675 and encodes 160 amino acids. Gene Ontology annotation, cellular component: plasma membrane. Lineage: Eukaryota; Metazoa; Chordata; Mammalia; Chiroptera; Vespertilionidae.
GAAACCGCCCAUCACACACCCCAGCACACCAGCGCAGGAAACUUAUAACCUCGGGAGGCAGGUCCCUCCCCUCACUGUGGUCACAAACCUCCAGAAGAGCAGACCGGGCAGCUGCCAGCUCCUGCCACUCCAGGCACCUCCUUCGCCGGGACCCUCAGGACUCCUAACUCACCAAAUCAUCAAAAAGCCAAGAUGUUGGUAUUACUGGCUGGCAUCUUUGUGGUCCACAUCGCCACCGUCAUUAUGUUAUUUGUUUCCACCAUUGCCAAUGUCUGGGUGGUUUCAGAUAUUACAAGAGCAUCAGUAGGUCUUUGGAAAAACUGCAGCAACAGUCACUGCGAGGGAGCCCUGUCAUAUGCCGAUGAAGAUGCGCUCAAGGCAGUGCAGGCCUUCAUGAUCCUUUCCAUCAUCUUCUCCGUCAUCUCCCUCGUGGUCUUCGUGUUCCAGCUCUUCACCAUGGAGAAGGGAAACCGCUUCUUCCUCUCGGGGGCCACCAUGCUGGUGUGCUGGCUUUGCAUUAUGGUCGGGGCGUCCAUCUACACUCAUCAUUAUGCGAAUGGUUAUGGAACUACAUUCUCCCAAAGCCACCACGGCUAUUGCUUCAUCCUGACCUGGAUCUGCUUCUGCUUUAGCUUCAUCAUUGGCAUUCUCUACCUGGUCCUGAGAAAGAAAUAAAGCUGAACAUGUGUAUGGGGAUCUGGGGGUGGGGUGGGGAGGAGGGAGCUGUGAAAUCUGGGAGGGAAGUGAAAGUUGCCCUACAGGAAAAGCCAAGCCAGGGGAGGGGGGAGGGGGAGGGGGGACAUGAGGGUGGGAGAGGCUUGAAACCCAAACCUUUACUCAGGAGGUUUUCUAAUGUCAAGCCCCUGCCCUUGGGAGAAAGUAGUUGGCUAGAACUUCCAUGCUCCCUUGAUGUGGGCCAGAGAGCCUCUCUCCAGCCACCAGUUCUCAGUUACACACACUGCGGCGGGGGGCCCACCAGCUGCCACACCACUGGCUCCGCUUCUGAGGGUGAAUUCUGGGUCUUGCACUGUGGUCCUCAGACCUAUUGCACCAAGUUAAAAUAGUGGUACCAGUUCCAACAAGGGCAGAUAUUGUUUUUGUACUGAGUAUGCUAAGCCUGGAAGCCCUCCUGCCCUCCUGACCCAAAGCAACACAUCACAUUCCAGUCUGAAGGGCCCACAGGAGGGCUUCGGCUAUCGAGCCAUUAUCCCUCUUGAAAACAGGUAUUUCGCUCUGUGCAGUUCAGUGGUAUUUGUGACAAAAUGGUCGGAAGGGGUAUAGUCGUGAAGCCAAGUUGGUGGGUUAGUUAAAUCAAGAAAGAUCUUUUCACAGUGGAAGGCCUGGGAAGUGGGGAGAGGGGGAGAGACAGGGUGGUCGAACCCAGACCAGCCCUCACACAACUGUCCCUCCUGGAGACUUCUUGCUACGGACUUUUCUAGGCCUCUUGCUUAGAGCCAGGGCGGCUCUUGUGGAGUUUCUGUAAUGCCACAAACGAAAGCACCAUACUAGUUAUGGGCUCACGGGGCAGUCUUGCAACAAUGCUAUAUUAGGGUUAUGAUGUUAGGAUUCCCUCUCCCUGCAAGCGAUUAUUCUUUUAAAUAUAGAAUGAGAGAGACGGACAUAGCUCCUUGUAACACACUCUCUUACUCUCCCUCGAAAUUUAUAAACUUUGCAGGAUGUUUUAUCUAAUUAUCCAUAUUGGGGACCAGAGGCAACUCUGGCUUUGACACUGGCUGGAGUGGUCAGCUUUCAGAAAGCCUGCCUAUCCUGCUUCGUAGGUGAGGCAAGACAUUUCUGGAAGGUUAUUGAAACACACACAAACCAAAACCAAACAAUAGGUCCUUGGGUGAAAGGUGCUAUGUAAUUGGAAAGUGUUAAGCAUAUUAGAUUUAAGUCAUGAUAAGAACAGAGUGCCUGUGCUCCCAGGAAAAUAAGGACAUUUCUGUGAGAUGUAAAAUUAUAGGUGAUGGGCAGGUAUUUUCUUUAAGGAAAACACACACACACAAAUCUCUGGUGGUGCCCAGUCAGAUGGUAAUUGAUCUGCCUGUUGCCACAGAGCUUUUCUAUAUAGGACUUAAAGGUAGUAUGUUAUUCCUGGUUAAGCAGGCACUACUCUAGCCUGGAGCAGCUAUUUUAAGCCAUCUCGAUUCUGCCUAAAGGGUUUAUUUUAGGAAGACAUUUCCUUGAUCACCCUGAGAAGAUCUACCUUAGGGAGAAUCUGAGACAUCUUGCCUACUUUUCUUCUCCUAGCUCUCUCCUCAUGUCAUUUCUUAUAUACUUUGCCUUUUUGGGGAGUUGUUAUGCAAUGAAUGCUAGUAUUUAUGUAAAAGGACUCUUACUAAGUAUAUUUCUCUAUGUUCAUUCUGGUUAAGGGAAUGUUGAGGACAGACCACUGAAUUAUCUGGGCUGAAGGUAGCGAGGCUGGCAAGCAAAAACUAUGGGAUAAUAAACUUUUUAAUUAUCAUUUAAUUAUCACAUGAUUAUAGAAGGCUGUCUUAUGUGCAGAAGCAUACUUACAUAUCAGAUAUAUUCAAAAGAGAUAAUCGCAUGUUAAAAAGUCAGACUAUAACUGGAGUGAACCAUGUAUUCCCAUGUCUUUUACUUUGUUUCUGUGCCAUUUAUGUCUCAUGUAACUGCAUUACAGUGGUGGGUUGUUCUAGUACUGUAUUUGGCUUCUUCUUUAAUAGAUUGAUAUUUCAUAUACUAUAAUUGUAAAUAUUUUGAUACAAAUGUUUAUAACUCUAGGGAUAUAAAAAUAGAUUGUGAUUCCCUUCA